AUGGCUGACAAUACUCCUUGGGGCCGGCGGCUCAUCAUCUGCUGCGAUGGAACUUGGCAGUCCAGCGUGAGCUCCAAAGACAACGUGCCCUCCAACGUGACGAAGCUCUGCCGCGUCAUCGCUCGCAUCGGCACCGAUCAGCACGACCCGAACAAGAGAUGGCAUCAGAUUGUGUACUACGAUAGCGGUGUCGGCACCGGCAACCUCAGCGGAUCGGAGGCUAGACGUCAAGGCGGGACUGGAGCCGGUCUCGCCGAAAACGUCAUCGAGGCAUACAACUUCAUCGUUCUGAACUACGAACCAGGGGACGAAAUCUUCUGCUUUGGUUUCUCGCGUGGGGCAUAUACCGCGCGAGCAGUCGCAGGACUUGUCACUGAUAUCGGCGUUAUCAGGCCCACAGACAUGCAACUUUUCCCGGCCAUUUAUCGCGCAUACAUGUCAAACGAUGAGAUGCUACCCUUCCGCGAGACGAAAGCGUGGAAGGAAUUCGUCGACGGCAAGCUCACCAGCAAAGGUCAAGAUCUGAGUAGAGCUGGUGAGAUUAAGGGGUUGAAAGACCGAGUGCAGAGCUUCGAGAUCAACCCUCAUCACAGCUUGCUUGCUGCAGAAGGUAGUCGCAAGGUCAAGGUAGUCGGUGUGUGGGACACAGUGGGAAGUUUGGGCGUUCCAGACGUCGCAUGGUUCGACAAUGAGAGAUUCCGGACCAAGUACGGAUUUCACAACGUCAAACUGAACGAGAAUAUCGAGCAUGCAUACCAUGCGCUAGCAUUAGAUGAGCACCGCAAAGCUUUUCGGCCAACCCUAUGGUACAUAGACAACGAGAUGCGGGCACGCCUGACUCGGGAAGGCAAACCUCUCCCCGAACUAAAACAAGUAUGGUUUCCCGGGGUCCACAUCAACGCCGGCGGCGGCGCAGACGACUGCAUCACAGACAUGAAGGGCGAUCUAGAGAACUUGUCGACCGCAACCUGGACCUGGAUGCUGCACUGCAUAUCGCCGCACCUCACCAUCGACCAAGACGCCUUCAAGUCCUCCCUCGGCCAAUACCAGCGCUGGCUUGCCCGCAUCCGCUACGCGUGCACCUACCACCACACCACAUGGCUCGAUACAAUCAAGUCCACCAUCCCCAACAUCCCUAUCCUGAAUCCAGCUACGGACCCACUACUCCCACCGCGACGCGAUCCCGUUCACACGCACCCCGAAUUUGACUAUGGCUGGGGCACCGGGCCCAUCGUGGACUCGUACACGGGCAUGUACAUCCUCAACGGCAGUCUGCCACGUGUACCCGGCAAGCUGCAAACCGAGGUGUACGACCAGAAAGAGGAGGUAGCGACGCUCGACGACAUCUCGAAAUUUGGUGAGACAAACGAGUACAUCCACCCCAUUUGCGAGUACCGCAAGAUUGUGCGCGGGAAAGAGGACGACUCGGCACUGAAAGCGUACACGCGAAAGUACGAGGCCGCACCUGGUGGCAAGGAGGGCAGGUUCUGGUGGUAUCGGGAUGGGAAGCGGUUGCCUGAGUGGGUUAUCAUGGAGCAUGGGGACGAGGGCGUGGUGAACUUCGAGAGGACGUGGUAUGAGAUGUGUGAGACGAAUGAAAAGGCAAAAAGUCGGUUAAGGGAGGCGGGGUAUGAGAAGGACUUUUUGGUUGCGCUGGAUGAGAAGGUGGAUUUCGGGGUGGGUGAAAAGCCUGGGUAUAUGUAUCCAUAACGGACAUAUCUUUUUUUGUCUUGGCUGCUAUCUUAUCAGUGUCU
This is a messenger RNA of Paraphaeosphaeria sporulosa, 1754 nucleotides long. RefSeq lists its product as uncharacterized. The record is from RefSeq and is a predicted model, not a curated record. Bases 1 to 1710 code for a protein of 569 amino acids. The transcript has 3 exons. NCBI's taxonomy places the organism in Eukaryota, Fungi, Ascomycota, Dothideomycetes, Pleosporales, Didymosphaeriaceae.